AUGGGGACAGCAAGAUUGUUUACUGGAGUUGCACUACUGGCUCAGAUCUUGCAAGCUUCAGCACAAACAUGGUGUGGAAAGCAUUACAUGGCAAACCAGUCGGUAGUUGAGCCCGGUGGAGAGUUCCCAAUCCCGGAAUUGUCGAAAGAACCGCUCCUUGUGUUUCGCUGUGCACCUGCUAUUCAACCGUAUCUCGCUGACGACUCCUCUGGAACGAUUAUUAUUGAUACUCUGGUCACAAAUGUCAAGAUAGCAGAUACAACUCCAAUACAGAACGUCGAUGCAGCAGUUUCUGGAUUGCAUGUGUCGAUCUCUGUAAAUGGGCAGACGCUCGCUAACGGACCUGUUUCGCUGAAUGCAAGCGCGCAUGAGUUCACGCUCCCACUUGGCUCUCUUAAACCCCAGAGCGAUGCUUUCAAUGUGGAAUGUACCGCGCGAAUGGAAGAUGGGCAGACGUUCAAGACGAGCACUACUCUGCUGAGAUUGCCGAACAGAACGGAUGGUGGGAGCGUCACGAAGAUGGAUUUCCGGACGGGAGCGAUGCUUGUUCAGAAUUCGACUACGAAAGAAUGGGAGACUGUCUUUCCACUUGGUUUCUACACGACUUUCGACGGGUACCUGGCGAACAACCUGAGUGUUCUUAAUGAUCUGAAAGACAUGGGGUACGUCCACCCUGUUCCAACCUUCGACAACAUGACUGCAUUUGAAGAAGUCCUCGACCGUAUGGAAGAAGUUCGGUUGUACUUGAUGUAUGACAUGCGUUUCACGUAUAUGAAUGCCACUUCCGUCACAGAACAAGUAAACAUGAUCAAGACGCGAAAGAACUUACUCCUCUGGUACACAGGAGACGAACCAGACGGAACGAGCGACCCACUCAACGCUACGCAAGACACGUACAACCUCAUCAAAUCUCUCGACGGUUCAUACCACCCCGUCUCUCUAGUCCUCAACUGCGAAAACUAUUUCUUCCCAGAAUAUAUCCGAGGAGCGGACGUGGUGAUGCAAGAUACGUAUCCGGUUGCGAUUAAUGCGACGCUCUCCGUUGAGUGGCAUACGCCGUGUACACCGGAUUUCGGUGAUUGUGGAUGUGAUGAUUGUAAGGGGAGCUUUGCGGAUAUCUCGGACCGGAUGGAUACGUUUGCGUAUCGACUUGACGUGCUUGGUGUGAGUCGGACGAAGACUGUUUGGGCGGUUCCGCAAGCUUUUGGUGGAAGCGAGUAUUGGGCCCGCGCUCCUACCGGGAAUGAAUGGCUUGUAGAAAGUGUCCUUUCUAUUAACCACGGUGCUACAGGCAUUGUACCAUGGGACGAUCCCACUCCCACAGACAUCAAAGACGCAGCAACAGCACUCGCACAUGCCCUUCCAACGAUCAAAUCCUUCAUCUUCGACCCACACCACACAUUUUCAUCCAUCCUAUCCAACAACAACUCCAGUCAGAAUCUGAAUGGUAGUCAAGUAGACAUAGGGUUGUGGACAGUCAACCAACGCACGCUCGUGCUCGCUACGAACAUGGCUAAUAAUUCCGCGACUGUUGAGGUCGAAUUACCUACUCGUGCGAGUGGGAGUGUGAUGGAGAUUUUGAAUAGUGGUGGGUCGGUACAGGUUGCGAAUAAUGGGAAGAGCGCUAUGAUUUCACUGGAUGGCUUGAGCUCGUUUGGGGUUACUGUGGGCUAA
Fomitiporia mediterranea MF3/22 is the source of this 1674-nucleotide messenger RNA. RefSeq lists its product as uncharacterized. Bases 1 to 1674 code for a protein of 557 amino acids. NCBI's taxonomy places the organism in Eukaryota, Fungi, Basidiomycota, Agaricomycetes, Hymenochaetales, Hymenochaetaceae. The record is from RefSeq and is a predicted model, not a curated record. The transcript has 6 exons.